This is a messenger RNA of Apaloderma vittatum (bar-tailed trogon), 720 nucleotides long. Its product is annotated as chromosome unknown open reading frame, human C2orf42. Gene Ontology annotation, cellular component: nucleus. Lineage: Eukaryota; Metazoa; Chordata; Aves; Trogoniformes; Trogonidae. The transcript has a single exon. The record is from RefSeq and is a predicted model, not a curated record. The annotation marks the transcript as partial.
AGGAUGGAACCAGCGUCGGUGAGGACGAAAGCCCCCUCUUUUCUAUCCGACCUGGGCAAGGCCACGCUCCGGGGCAUCCGGAAAUGUCCGCGCUGCGGCACUUACAACGGCACCCGUGGCCUGAGCUGCAAGAACAAGAACUGUGGGAACGUUUUCCGCUACGGCGCGCGCAAGCAGCCCAGCGUCGACGCCGUCAAGAUCAUCACCGGUUCCGACUUGCAGGUUUAUUCGGUGCGGCAGAGGGACCGAGGACCGGAUUACCGGUGUUUUGUGGAGCUGGGGGUGUCGGAGACGGCGAUCCAGACGGUGGACGGGACCAUCGUCACGCAGCUCAGCUCCGGCCGCUGUUACGUGCCGUCGUGCUUGAAAGCGGCCGCUCAAGGCGUGGUGGAAAACCAGUGCCAGCACGUCAAACUGGCGCUCAACUGCCAGACUGAGGCCACCCCGCUUGCCCUGAAAAGCUCGGUCCUCAACUCCGUGCAGGCUUCGCCCGAAACCAAACAAACCCUCUGGCAGCUGGCCACGGAGCCCACGGGCCCGCUCGUGCAGAGGAUCACCAAGAACAUCUUGGUGGUCAAGUGCAAGGCCAGCCAGAAGCACAGCCUGGGCUACCUGCAUGCCUCCUUCGCCCAGAAGAUGAGCCCCAAGACGCUGGCCGACCACAGGUUCUCCUGCUACUGCCAGGCUCCCCAACCCGGCCAGGGCGGCCCGACCGAGGAG